GCCCACAUAAAGCCCGCGGAAGGAGGCGGGAAUUGGCUGAAUACGGGUGGGAAUAAUCAACGCACCAAUAACAAGUGGCAACUUCCGGUUUGUCACCAGCAGAGGGAAGUUCAGAAAAACGUUUCUUCGUCUCUCUGUUUCUCAGAUUUACAGACAUGGAUUCACUCUCUGAGCACCAGACGAGGUUCUGGAUGGAUAAAGCAGUGCAGUGGGGCCAGGCAACAUCUCCCUCUGCACAGCAGGAUAUAAGUCAACACAUGCAGUCUUUGGGGACCUUCCUCCAGCAGCUUGUACACACUCUACAGACAAUGAGCUCUACCACUGAGGCCAUGAAGAGCUUUCCUUUUGUUGGCCAGUUCCUGGGAAGACUUUGUUGGAACCCAUAUGUUACUGCGGAAGGAGCAAGCAGGAGGCUUCUGCUGCAGUGUAUGUGGCUACUAUACAGUGCAGAGCCUCAGAAUGUAGUGGAGCACCGGGCCAAUGUGUGGAUACGGAGUUUGCUAUGCCAUUUAACUUCAGAGGAUGAGGGCAGUAUGGUGUAUGCUUUGGAGAAACAUGCUGGCUUCCCACCACAGCAGUAUUAUUCAGAGAGUCUCAAAAAGAUGGUGGCGUUGCUGGCAACGGAGGUCAACCGUAGUCAUAUCACUUCAUCAGCCUGUUUAGAAAGGUGCAGGUUUGACAGCAUCCAUUCUCUAUCAGUAACUUGUGUCCCUUUGGUCACAUGUCCUGAGGUAGCACCUCUUAUUGGUGCACUGCUAAAGCAUUACAGUUUGUGUCGCUGUUCAAAUCUCAGCGAAGAGUUCAUAAAAGCAGUUAACAAAGCCUGGCUCAGUAAGAAGCUGAUGAUGGAGGUUGAAGCAGUGAUGGCUCUGUGGAGUACUAGUUUGCCCAGCUUGGAGCAGGCAAUUCUGAUUCUGCUUGAGCGUGUUCUUUCUGAUCCAAAAGUGAUGCAGAAUCUAGAGACAGUUGUCGCUGAUUCUUUACUGCCUAAAGCAUCAGCACUACACUGCCACAUCUUUCUCAUAGUGAAUGAUGUUUUCAGAAAUGCUCUAAUAACAAUAGAAGAAAAUCUCACACUAAGAGGACUAGUGCAAGUUUUCACUAGCUGUUUUCUUCAGAUACGUGCUGCCCAGAGGCCACAGGAAAGACUACCACUAAGAUCUUUUUUUCCUCAUGUGCCUCACAACCUGCUCACACCUUUAUUGAUGGCACAAUCAGACGUCCCACAGCAUGUGUGGCUGGAACACCUGAGCUGGAUUGGGACAUUACUUGAGAAAUUCCUUUCAGAGAGAAACCAGGAAGAGGACAGUGGAAGGGGCGACAAGGCCGUGUUUGAGGCCUGGUUCUUGCUUGUCCAGUGUGGUCACUGGAUAGACGUAGCUGCUAAGCUGCUGGUGACUGUCGGAUCAGAGCAAUCAAAGCCUUUGCUCUUUCUUUUGAUGUUUUACCACCACCCAACCAACAGAGGGCAGCAGAGCACUCGGCACAAUAUGGUGGCGAGACAGGCAUGGAGUGAUUUGAGGAGCCUCUUCCUCGCCCACACUUUGUCUCCUGAUCGUCUAUCUGCUGUGAAUGAGUCGCUCUGCACUCCGUCAACAAACUUUGUUCUCUGUCUUCUGCUUAAUUUUGCCAUAUUUUCUCAAGCAUCAACCAGCAGGGUGACUGAUGUAAUACAGAAGGUGCUGACCGAUGCUGGUGUAAGGUGCAGAGCCAUGGGUAUGCUAUGCUUUAUGCAUGAGAGACUAAAAGGAGACAGUGCAGUGGAUGCCAGGCUCACAAUGCUUGAAGAGAGACUCCACACAGCAUAGUGUCUCUUGCUGCACAUAAACACGUGGACGUGCCCAAACGCUGACAUGCGGUGGUGAUUAGCUGUGGUGUCGAGUGCCUGUGCGCUGCUGUGGAUUUCCCUGAGCUGAUUUCACACCCGGAGACCUGAGCUUGAAGGAGAGCAUCUGCAUCGGGUCCUGUUCAGAGACAAACAAGUAGAGAUGUAUUCUUAAAAACAAAACUAAAGAGGGAUGGUGGUAGGGAUGGGGGUGGGGGUGGAUAUAACAUUCACCCCUAACAUAAGGGGUGGAGGGGGCGAGACAAGGCCUGUUCUGUGAGUGAAACGUUCUCAGAUUAUUCUUUUGUCCAUUUGGCCUACAAUACAAGCCCCAUGACUCUACUGGAUUUUUGUUAGCAAACGUACGAUAUUGACGUAAAAGUCCUGAGCUGGAGACACCAUGUCAUCAGUGCCGGAGGAUGUUGUAUGUUCAGGGGUCUGUGGACCAGACUCCUGUUCCUGCUGAACUGAGCCAGUGUUUCUGCAGUACUGUAAUCAGCUCAGUAGGCACGGGAGGCCAGGUCCAUUUGGCGCUCUUCUCCCUCUUAACAGUCUGUAUGAGAUCCAUACACAAAGCGUCAGAUGGGACUAAUUCACUUCCACCAACGAUACUUAGCACUUCAUUUCCCCUGAAAUAGAACUUAAUGAUAUUUUAAAUACAGCCUGUGCCACUAAUUCCAUUUGUGCUAGCCUUCUGAUGGUAAUACAUCUUUAACUAGCUUCUAAAUAUAGACAUUUAUGGCCCAGCUUCUCCUGGACUUCGUAUUUAUCUCCUGUAUCUGUCAUGGCUUAGGCGACAGUGUUCUGGCAGAAAGGGCCGUUAGCUGUCCACUCAUUCGACGCUUCCUGUCUCCACUACUUUCUCUAUUUUAAGCAGCAGGACUAAAAGUAGGCCUGUAUUUUUUAAGCCUGCAAUGCAGAUGUUUCUGUCUUUUUGUGGCUAAAUGUUUCAGACAUCUAAAGGCACCUGCUUCCAGCAUUUGUCUGAAUUUUACCCCUUUCAAGGCAGGAAAACCGAGCAGAACAGUCAAGUUGUGUAGAAGUUGUAGUAAAUCUAAGCAUCACAUGGCAAGAUGUGUUGGAGGAGGAUGAUGAGAAGGAAGACUCCUGCACACUGGCUUCUCACUAUGGGCAUAAUUAGCUUGGUCUAUUGGUCUUUGGCCAUCAGUAGUAAGAGAGAGAUAAUUUAGCCCACAGCUGCUUGUCAUCUCACAUAUCAGCCAGCUUCUUAGAGCAACAGUUUGGUAUAACUUAUGCUUCAAGACAGAUAAAGGGGUCUUACACAUUUUAAAGAUGUUUAAGUUAAGUUCUGUAUGGCGAUAGAGGAAGUGCCUAAUAUCUUGAAAACUUUUGCAAUUUCAUAAGAUUAAAAAACAAAAAUAAAACCAUA
Messenger RNA from Tachysurus vachellii, 3215 nucleotides. RefSeq names its product FA complementation group C (gene fancc). Gene Ontology annotation, cellular component: Fanconi anaemia nuclear complex. The record is from RefSeq and is a predicted model, not a curated record. Gene Ontology annotation, biological process: nucleotide-excision repair; cellular response to oxidative stress; interstrand cross-link repair. Bases 156 to 1808 code for a protein of 550 amino acids. NCBI's taxonomy places the organism in Eukaryota, Metazoa, Chordata, Actinopteri, Siluriformes, Bagridae. The transcript is spliced from 16 exons.